Molecule: messenger RNA, 936 nt
Organism: Aspergillus lentulus
Lineage: Eukaryota; Fungi; Ascomycota; Eurotiomycetes; Eurotiales; Aspergillaceae
Source: RefSeq, a predicted model, not a curated record
AUGCCUCUUCACCUACUCGGCAAGAAGUCAUGGAACGUCUACAACCCCGAGAACAUCGCCCGUGUACGGCGUGAUGAAGCUGAGGCCAAGGCCCGGGAGGAGGAAGAGGAACGUCGUAUGCAGGAAAUUGAUGCUGAGCGCAGAAUCCAAAUUCUCCGUGGCGAACGGCCCUCUACCCCACCACCCCCGCCGUCUGCUCCAUCAGAUACCCGACGCGACAGGACUCAUGGAGAGGAUGCUGGAAGAUAUAGAAAGCGGAGACGGCUGGCAGGUGAAAAUGAUACGGAUCGCGAUAUCAGACUCGCGAGGGAAGAUGCUCAGUUGAUGCUGGCGAAAAGGGAGGAGCUCGCUGUGUCCAAGACCAGCGAUGCGCCACUUUUAGACAGUACAGGGCAUAUCAAUUUAUUUCCUUCCGAGGCAACGCGGAAACCAGCAGAAAAAAAUCAAGAGGCAGAGAAGGAGGCGGCUGACAAGAACCGGAGUUAUGAGGACCAAUAUACGAUGCGCUUCUCGAAUGCGGCGGGGUAUCGACAGCCCGCUGGCCAAAUGCCUUGGUACUCUUCCUCCAGUCGUGAUGUUUUGGCGCCUGAUGCUAUGCCCGAAAAGGAUGUUUGGGGCAAUGAGGAUCCGAUGAGACAGGAGAGGGAGAGAGCCCGGCUAGAUGCCAACGAUCCACUUGCGGCGAUAAAGAGGGGAGUUCGCCAGUUGAAGACAAGAAAUCGAGGAGCUCGCACCGACAUCGCUCGUAUCGCCGCGAAAGAAGUCGCGAUCGUUCUCGCGAUCAUUCCCACAGGCGACACCGCCACUCCCAUUCGCACUCCCAUUCGCACCGUCAUCGUGAUCACCAUGACCAAGACCGAGGGGAAGCUCGCGAGGCGCAGUCGCACAAACGCCAUGCGUGACACCUUUCAUUAUGGAAGCUUGGUCUUGAUGUGA